This is a messenger RNA of Microtus oregoni (creeping vole), 1395 nucleotides long. It is a transcript of the gene CUNH6orf89, whose product is annotated as chromosome unknown C6orf89 homolog. Lineage: Eukaryota; Metazoa; Chordata; Mammalia; Rodentia; Cricetidae. The transcript has 9 exons. Gene Ontology annotation, cellular component: Golgi membrane; nucleolus. Bases 263 to 1309 code for a protein of 348 amino acids. The record is from RefSeq and is a predicted model, not a curated record.
UGGUUUCCCUUUGUGUUCGGGGACCCGGCCAGCGGCGUGAGAAUCGCUUCCGGGUCGCGCUGCCGGAAGCAGGAACUCGUUGGCCCAUCCUCCUCGCCCGGCGACUGGUGUCCCCGAGGCGGGAGGAGCCCGAGAGGGCGCGGGCCCGCAUGGUUAAACCACUGUUAAAGAGUCGAGCUCAUUCUUCCGAACUUCCCUCCGAGACAAAGCUCCUUUCUGCCAGGCUGGACCCCCUUUCUGGAGGGAUUUCAUCUUGGAAGACAUGGAUCUUGCUGCUAAUGAGAUCAGCAUCUAUGACAAGCUUUCAGAGACCGUUGAUCUGGUGAGACAGACAGGCCAUCAGUGUGGAAUGUCAGAAAAGGCGAUCGAAAAAUUUAUCAGACGGCUGCUGGAGAAGAAUGAACCUCAAAGGGGACCACCCCAGUACCCUCUCCUCUUAGCCAUAUAUAAGGUCCUCCUAACUCUGGGAUUAAUCUUGUUCGCUGCCUACUUUAUAAUUCAACCUUUUAGCUCGUUAGCACCUGAGCCAGUGCUUUCAGGAGCUCACACCUGGCGUUCACUCAUCCAUCACAUUCGGCUGAUGUCCUUGCCCAUCGCCAAGAAGUAUAUGUCAGAGACUAAGGGCGUUCCUCUGCAACGUGGAGAGGAAGACAAACCCUUCGCAGACUUUGACCUCUGGUCAUCAAGUGACUGUGAGCAGAAUGAGUCAGAACCCAUCCCUGCCAACUGCACUGCCUGUGCCCAGAUACUCCCCCUCAAAGUAACGCUCCCAGAGGACACUCCGAAGACUUUUGAGAGACUCCGUCCUCUGGUGAUCAAGACAGGGCAGCCUCUGUUGUCUUCAGAGAUUCAGCAUUUCUCAUGCCAGUACCCUGAAGCCACAGAGGGCUUCACUGAGGGGUUUCUCACCAAGUGGUGGCGCUGCUUUCCUGAGAGGUGGUUCCCAUUUGCUUACCCGUGGAGGAGACCUCUAAACAGAUCACAAAUUUUACGGGAGCUUUUUCCUGUUUUAACCCAACUUCCAUUUCCAAAAGACGUCUCAUUAAACAAGUGCUUCCUGAUCCACCCGGAACCUGUGUUGGGUAGCAAGAUGCGUAAGGUGCACGAGCUGUUUGCUGUUGGCAGCGGGAAAGCCAUGCUGCAGCUCAUCCCUCCCUUCCAGUGCCGAAGACACUGUCAGUUCGUGACCAUGCCAAUAGGACCUGGAGAUAUUGGCUAUGCCGAUGCUGCCCACUGGAAGCUCUACGUUGCAGCCAGAGCGGACCAGCCUUUGGUCAUCUGCGAUGGAACCACUCUCUCAGAGCAAUAGGAAACGACUGUCUAUAAGAACUGCUUAAAGAGCUGAAAACCAGGCUGAAAAGAACAGGGAGGAGGAAUAAAAACACUAAAACCUUU